Ramularia collo-cygni is the source of this 1227-nucleotide messenger RNA. RefSeq names its product related to ethanolaminephosphotransferase. The transcript has 5 exons. Gene Ontology annotation, cellular component: membrane. The coding region runs from base 1 to 1227 and encodes 408 amino acids. The record is from RefSeq and is a predicted model, not a curated record. Gene Ontology annotation, biological process: phospholipid biosynthetic process. Gene Ontology annotation, molecular function: phosphotransferase activity, for other substituted phosphate groups. Lineage: Eukaryota; Fungi; Ascomycota; Dothideomycetes; Mycosphaerellales; Mycosphaerellaceae.
AUGGGCUACAUCCGGCAAGAACAGCUGCCCAAGCUCAAGGAGUACAAGUACAGCUCCGUCGACAAGAGUCUGGUGUCCAAAUAUGUCUUGAAACCAUACUGGUGGAGCCAGGUCAUUGAGCUGUUCCCCCUGUCCAUGGCACCGAAUGCCAUCACCCUCUCGGGAUUUGGUUUUGUCAUUGCAAACGUCUUCACUCUGCUGUAUUACACUCCGGACUUGUCUCAGGAAUGCCCAGGAUGGGUGUACGCAAGCUGGGCGAYUGGUCUUUUCCUCUACCAGACCUUCGACGCCAUCGACGGAUCACAAGCUCGACGAACAGGGCAGAGUGGGCCAUUGGGAGAAUUGUUUGAUCAUGGUGUCGACGCUCUCAACACGAGUCUGGAGGUAUUGGUAUUUGCAGCUGCCAUGCGAUUUGGUCAGGGUUGGCGAACAGUCGCGGUGGCUUUUGGAAGUCUAUUGACGUUUUACGUACAAACCUGGGAUGAAUACCACACCAAGACGCUCACACUUGGCCUGGUGUCGGGUCCGGUCGAGGGCAUUCUGAUCCUAUGCGGAGUAUACGCCUUCACUGCCUAUACUGGAGGAAGCUAUUGGCAGCAGCCUGCGCUCGCCGCUCUCGGCGUACCGCACUACAAGUUCCUGCCAGAAGUUCUCUACAAGAUGGACUUUGGUGACUUUUACAUGUGGCAAGGUGGUAUCAUCUUGAUUGGCAACGUUGUUGAGAGCGCUCGGAAUGUCAUGGAAGUACGUCGGCAGCGUGGCCAGCGAGCCAGGAAAGCUCUCCUUGGCCUCCUUCCAUUUGCUGGCUCAUGGGUGCUCAUCAUCUCAUACCUCGCUCUGCAGCCCAACAUCCUCCACAACCAUCUGGUCCCCUUCAUUCUCUACAUCGGACUGAUCAACGCCUACUCUGUGGGACUGAUGAUUACGGCACAUCUCACCAAGUCCAGAUUCCCCUACCACAACAUUCUACCUCUGCCUCUUGUGUAUGGAGUGCUUGAUUCUCUUGGACCCGUCCUGCAGAACAAGCUCGGAUUUGGCUGGCCCAGCGCGCUCGGAGAUGAGGUCUAUCAAGUCGCAUUCAUGUUCACCUGUCUCGGACUCGCCAUCGGCGUUCAUGGAAGCUUCAUUUUGGACGUCAUCGUCUCCAUUUGCGAUUAUCUUGACAUUUACUGCUUGACGAUCAAGUACCCCAAGACCGAGGGAAAGGACGCCAAGAAGUCCAAAUGA